Molecule: messenger RNA, 2132 nt
Organism: Neltuma alba
Lineage: Eukaryota; Viridiplantae; Streptophyta; Magnoliopsida; Fabales; Fabaceae
Product: probable inorganic phosphate transporter 1-3
Exons: 2
Coding region: 231-1853 (540 amino acids)
Biological process (GO): phosphate ion transport; transmembrane transport
Cellular component (GO): membrane
Molecular function (GO): phosphate transmembrane transporter activity
Source: RefSeq, a predicted model, not a curated record
GAUUCUUUUCUCGAAGUGGAAGUGGGAAGAUGGCCGCACUUCUUAAGCUUUCAAUUUUCUGGGUUCUCAUAGAUCACUGUUACAUUCAUUAGUUAGUGGGUCCCACUACUCAUAUCUUUUGAACCUGAUUUCAUGGUUUAGUCUCUGAAGUCCUUGCUCAUCUUUAUUUGAUUUUCAGUUCCGCCUAUUUUAGCUGGCAGUUUUGGGAGACCUUUUGAGUCUUCUCUAAGAUGGCGGGGGAGCAAUUGGGAGUACUUACUGCGCUUGAUUUAGCCAAGACCCAAUGGUACCACUUCACAGCGAUUGUGAUUGCCGGGAUGGGCUUCUUCACGGAUGCAUAUGAUCUUUUCUGCAUCUCCCUCAUCACUAAGUUGCUGGGGCGAUUAUAUUACACCGAUCUUACCAAACCAAAGCCGGGAACUCUGCCGCCCAGUGUUUCAGCUUCUGUGACUGGUGUCGCCCUUUGUGGCACUCUGGCGGGCCAGCUAUUCUUCGGUUGGCUCGGCGACAAAAUGGGCAGAAAGAAGGUCUAUGGUAUCACUCUUAUUCUCAUGGUCGUCUGCUCCAUUGCCUCAGGCCUCUCUUUUGGCUCCAGCGCAAAGGCUGUUAUAGCCACACUUUGUUUCUUCCGAUUCUGGCUCGGUUUUGGAAUCGGAGGGGACUAUCCUCUUUCAGCCACAAUCAUGUCCGAAUAUGCCAACAAGAAGACUCGUGGGGCUUUUAUAGCUGCAGUCUUUGCCAUGCAAGGUUUUGGCAUCUUGGCUGGAGGGAUUGUUUCUUUGAUUGUCUCAGCUGCAUUUGACCAUAAGUACAAGCUUCCUACCUACGAGGAAGACCCAGCAGGUUCCAUCGUGCCUGAAUUGGACUACGUUUGGCGCAUCGUUUUAAUGUUUGGUGCACUACCUGCUGUUCUCACCUACUAUUGGCGAAUGAAAAUGCCAGAGACAGCCCGGUACACUGCUCUUGUCGCCAGGAAUGUGAAACAAGCAACUACAGAUAUGUCAAAAGUUUUGCAAGUCGAACUUGAGGUUGACGAGGAGAAGGUCAAUAGGCAUGCGGCUGAGAAUGAAUCCAAUAAAUUCGGCUUGUUCAGCAAGGAAUUUCUCAAGCGCCAUGGGCUGCAUUUGCUGGGAACCACUAGUACCUGGUUCUUAUUGGAUAUCGCCUUCUACAGUCAGAACCUUUUCCAGAAGGACAUUUUCUCUGCAAUCGGAUGGAUCCCUCCUGCAAAAGAAAUGAACGCAAUUCAUGAAGUUUACAAGAUUUCAAGAGCUCAGACACUCAUAGCUCUGUGCAGUACCGUGCCGGGUUACUGGUUCACAGUGGCAUUAAUUGAUUACAUGGGCCGUUUCGCCAUCCAAUUGAUGGGUUUCUUCUUCAUGACGGUCUUCAUGUUGGCCCUGGGCAUACCAUACCAUCACUGGACCUUAGAGUCCCACCGAAUCGGGUUCGUUGUGAUGUACUCCCUCACCUUCUUCUUCGCCAACUUUGGUCCAAAUGCCACCACAUUCGUUGUGCCUGCAGAGAUUUUCCCAGCAAGGCUAAGGUCUACAUGUCACGGAAUAUCAGCUGCUGCAGGAAAAGCGGGAGCGAUUGUGGGUGCUUUUGGUUUCUUAUAUGCGGCACAGAGCAGAGACCCUACAAAGACUGACGAAGGGUACCCUCCAGGAAUUGGGAUUCGAUACUCUCUGAUAAUGCUUGCUGUGAUCAACUUCGUUGGGAUGUUGUUCACCUUCUUGGUCCCAGAAUCAAAAGGCAAAUCACUGGAGGAGUUGAGUGGGGAGAACGAUGAUGGUGAAGAAGGUGUGGUGCGAACUGGGCAAGCUGCGACUGGCAGGACAGUUCCAGUUUAAUGGGGGUUCGCCCCAGUGUGUGUUUAUUAAAAGAGGUUCAAGUUAAGUAGAUCGUGAAAAUUUUUAGUGGCGGGUUGGCUUAGCUCAAGUGUGAUCGGUAAUAAUGAUGCAUGUAGAUAUAUGUCUUAUAUAUUUGCUUUGAGAUGCUUCAACUCUCUCAGGCAAUACUUACGGUGUGUGCCUAGCUAUGUAUGUCCAAGUUUGUUUCUUGUUUCUCCUUUCAUAUUUGAUCUGUGUAAAUUGGGUAAUGGGUGUUACUAAUUGGGGAAUUUUGUUUUA